CCGGUUUGGCCCGGCUCAGCCGCCGUGACGGGCCUUUGCGCAUGUGCAGAAGGAAACCGUGAAGAAGGUGAAGAUGGCGGUGGCCAAGGCCGGGGUCCAGGGAGUCCGGUGGCUCCAAAGGGCAUUCCUGAACGUGGUGCCGCUGGGCGCACGGAGAGCCUUCCACCUUAAGAAAGACCAGCUCCCGGGGCCCUAUCCUAAGACCCCAGAAGAACGGGCGGCCGCCGCCAAGAAGUAUAAUAUGCGUGUGGAAGACUACGAACCUUACCCGGAUGAUGGCAUGGGGUAUGGCGACUACCCAAAGCUCCCUGACCGCUCACAGCAUGAGAGGGAUCCAUGGUAUGACUGGGACCAACCAGACCUGAGGUUGAACUGGGGUGAAACGAUGCACUGGCAUAUAGACAUGUAUACCAGGAACCGUGUGGAUACGUCCCCCACACCUCUUUCUUGGGAUGACAUGUGUAAGCAGCUCAUCAGCUUUGUGGCUUUCAUGACGUUCAUGUUCUGGGUAGGGCAUAAGUACCCUGUCUACCAGCCUGUGGCACCAAAGCAGUAUCCUUACAAUGAUCUGUACUUGGAACGAGGUGGCGAUCCCUCCAAAGAACCCAAGCCGGUGGUUCACUAUGAGAUCUGAGGAGGCUUCAUGGGCUUUUGUGCCCUCUAACUAGGACUCCCUCAUUCCUAGAAAUUUAACCUUAAUGAAAUCCCUAAUAAAACUCAG
Molecule: messenger RNA, 721 nt
Organism: Sapajus apella (tufted capuchin)
Lineage: Eukaryota; Metazoa; Chordata; Mammalia; Primates; Cebidae
Gene: NDUFB8
Product: NADH:ubiquinone oxidoreductase subunit B8
Exons: 5
Coding region: 74-634 (186 amino acids)
Biological process (GO): mitochondrial electron transport, NADH to ubiquinone
Cellular component (GO): mitochondrion
Source: RefSeq, a predicted model, not a curated record